Messenger RNA from Thecamonas trahens ATCC 50062, 4995 nucleotides. RefSeq lists its product as uncharacterized. Gene Ontology annotation, cellular component: cytoplasm. The transcript is spliced from 2 exons. Bases 1 to 4995 code for a protein of 1664 amino acids. Gene Ontology annotation, molecular function: calcium ion binding; calcium-dependent phospholipid binding. Lineage: Eukaryota; Apusomonadida; Apusomonadidae. The record is from RefSeq and is a predicted model, not a curated record.
AUGCGCGACAAGCCGUGUCGCGGCUACUCCAAGAAAGAGCGCAGACUGCCGGCGGCUGCCAUGACUGCCGCCGUCAUCAUCAUCUUCUCCGCCGUCUCCUCGGGCACCUAUUACAACGAGGUUGUCCAUCAGGGCGUCGGCGAUGUCUUUGACGACGCCCUCCUCGGCGCCACCGCCGUCAGCCAACAUGUCAACUUUAUGGCUGACCUUGUCGAGGCGCUUGGCCUCGACGUCCAGGACGAGGUCGCCGCCGGCAUUCCCGUCAUCCUCGCCUCGGCCGCCAACACCUCGUUUGGUCUCGAGAUCGAGGACUCGCUCUCGAACGAACUUGACGCACUCACGGGCUCCAUCACCGACUGGAUCGACGCGUCGACCCGCUCAGAGUCGGACGAGUCGGCGGCCAGAACUCGGGCGUCGAGCGCCCACGCCGCCAACAGUGACGCACACGCCGCCCUCCAGCAAGCGCUCACGCCGCUGCUUGCCGCGCCCUCAGUCUCGCUCACGUUCGAGACAAUAUCAUCAGGAAGCGUGACGCGCUCGUUCCCACGGCCGUACCCUGCACUCGCUGCCCAGCCGCUGCGGCCGGUGGCAAGUGCCGGCGACGCUGCGCUGGCGGCCGACCUCGGUGACCUGCCGGGCGUCAUCGGCCAAGUUGACACUCUGGACGCCGUCAUCGACGAGCGCGUUACGGCAGUCAACGAGCUGCUCGAGCGCCAGCUCACCGAGGCGUUCGACAGAGCGCAGAGCAACAUCGGGAGGGUGGCGUCGCGCAUCCGGAACGUCACCGCGCCCGGCGGCGUCGUGCCUCAGACCGAGAAGCUCCUCGGACGGUUGCAGAAUGUGGUGGUCAAUGCCGACCGGCGGUACCGGUCGCCAAUCUUCUUGGUGGUGGCAUGGACGUCGCCGCUGGUGGUCAUCCCGUCGAUUGUGGGCCUCAUCCUCGCCUUUUGGUGGUUCCGCCUCUCGUGCCCGCACACCACUGCCGCCGUCGGAGCCUUUGUCGUCCUCGCCCUCGUCAUGGUCAACCUCACCGUGUACCUCCCGGUUGUCCUUGUCCUCGACGACUUUUGCACCGACGUCGACUUUAUCGUCUUCUCAGCCCUCGACUCGGUCGAGCCCAACGCAACAACUGCGCUCCAGACCUGCAUUGCCGACGAGAACCUCUUUGACGCAUUUGACGUCUCUGCCAUCAUCAGCGAGCCGCUGGCCAGCCUACGCUCCUCACUCGCCGACCACCUCAACGCCGUCCUCGACGUCAACUCGAUUUUCCCGGACGAGUCCAUCACCGGCGCCCGCCUCGCCACCGAUGAGGACACCGAAGCCACUCUUGCCCGCCUCGACGCCCUGGACGCCGAGCUCGCUGCAGAAGCCGCGUACGCCGCCUCGGGCUCGGCCAACGUCACAACCUACAACGACACCCUCGCCGCCGUAGCCUCGGCUGGGGACGCGGAUGCGCGUGCGGCCUGGGAAGCCGCUGUGGGUCUCGACAUUGCCGCCGCGCUUGACGCAGCGAACAUCGCUCUGGCAAGCGCCGGCUACGAUGCGGUCGUCUUUACUCUCGCCAACGUGACCGCCUUUAACGCCUCGGCCUACUCGGGCAUCGGGCCGGCAGGUUUCGAGCUCGAGGUUCAGCUUGGGCUCAACGCCACGCUGACCGCCGUUGCCGACGCGCUCGCCGACGCGGCAUCGAACGCUAUGGUGAUCUUUAGCGAGAGCGUGCUUCCGGCGCUCAGCGAUGCAGCCGCGGAAGCUGCGGCCGGGCAGGCAAGCUCGGGCAGUGCCCGCGACGAGGCGAACGCGGCGGCGGCGCGCGCGGAGGCAUCAGACGUCGCAGGCGAGUCGAUCGACGCCCAGCUGCGGGCAGCGCUGCAGUCCAACCUUGAUGAUGCAGCCGAGGCGGCGUUGGCCAUGCUUGACCGUGGCGUGACUAUUGUCAUUGCCGCGCUCCGCAGCGCAGCAACGUGCCGGUACGUCGGCCGGACAUACAACGCGUUCAAGACCGAUGUGUGUGACUCUGUUCGCGGCGGCCUGUCUGUCCUCUGGGGCACGCUCGCUCUGCUCUCACUCACGUUUGUCACCGCCAUCAUUGCCGGCACCCUGCUCUCCAAGCGGGCAGGCUUCCUCUACCCGGAGGACAAGGUCGUCUCCAAGAUGAUGGCCAAGGUUCAUGGUCUGUCAUCGCCGGCCGACUUUGCCGCCGCCCACGAUGCCUCGCUCCGUUGCGGCUGCCUCUCGCGGCACCUGGCUGCCGCUGCCGGCGCUGUCGGCCUUCAUCGGUCGGCCUCGGCGCCGUGCUCGCCGGUAGCUGCUGCCGCUGCCGCCAACAUGACCUUUGCCUCACUGGCGGUGACGACUGGCGUGGCGCCGGCACCUCACGACCCGCUGGCGCUCUCGCGUUCGAUGGCUUCGGCCGCCGACAUUGCCGCCUCGCGCACAGCAGGCUACUCGUCGCUCGAGCACACCGAGUCUGGCGACGGCGACGGUGCCGCCGCUGCCACUGAGAUGCACUCUGACUCGAGCUACGCCUCCGAGUACGUCAGCUCGUCGGCGGCCGAGUCGGGCAUCGAGCUCGACGCCAUCCGCUUUGACAGCUUGCCGCCGCCAGCGCCGCCGACGUCGCUUCCGGCACAGGACUCGCCGUCGUCGACGACGGGUCUGACAGCGUGGUCGGGAGGCAGCUCCGUGCUUGCCAAAGCCGCCGCAGAGACCGGAGCUGCCGAGGAGCAGGUCGAGGAGAUGGAGGUGGUGGUGACAGACUCGGUGGGAGGAUCUGCGCGGCUGGUGAUGGCGCACGACCCACCGCCGCUGACGGCCGAGCUUCGGGCGGCCGCCGAGGCGCUGCUCCCGCAGACGGCCGAUGUCGAGGCUGCCGAAGCUGCGGCGGCCGGUGCCGUCCACAGCAUGCGGUACACCCCGGUGGUGGCGGUCGACGUGAGCGGCGGGCGCAUGGGGUUGGGCUAUGCACACUCGGCCGAUGUGGCGGCAGUCGACGGAAGCCCAGCUCGCCCGCAGUACCUCGCCACGAUCGACGCCACAGGCGGGAUCGAUGUCAACGAGCUGACGGCGCUCUCGCUGCGGAUCUACACCCUCGCCGAGGCGGUGAGCUCGGGCGAGCUGGCCAGCUCUGCACCGAUGUGGAAUGAGCUCCCGCCAGUGGCGACCGCGGUGGCGCAGCUCUCGCCCCUCGCCCGAGCGCAGCUGUGCGAGGCGGUGCAGGAGCUCGACGCCGAGGCAGCGCGCAAGCUCCGCGCAGCGGCAGACGCACGCAGAGGAGUGCUUCGAGCAGGAUGGAGCAAGCCUAACUUGCGGAUGAUGCUGCAGCUGGUUGCGGCGGCGUGCGAGACGCCGCUGGAGGCCGAUGCGCGGGUGCUCGCCGACUGUUGCGCCGGGCGUGGCGUGGCCGAGGACUGGUCGCCUGAGCUGGCGAGGCAAGUGGCGUGCUUCAUCCUGGCCACGCACGCAGACCUGCCCGGGCUCGCGGCAGCAACGACAGCGGCGUGUGGGUACGACGGCGAGCUCGACGGGCUUGUGGCCAGCUCGGAGUGGGGCGUUCGCGGAGCGACGAACUCGCUGGCGGCGGUGGCGGCGAGCGUCAGGGCAGCAAGCGUCAAGGCAGUGCUCGGCGAUGAAGCCGAAGCCGCAGACGACGAUGAUGUGCUGCCACAAGCGGUUCGGAAGCUUGUGGGCGGCGGACGGCGGGCAGCGUCGCGGGUGCUGCAUGAGGAGCAGGUGGAGGCCGACGCGCGCGCGCUGUACGAGGCCGGUGAGGGCAAGACGUUGACGACGGACGUGCCUGUCUUUGUGGGUGUUUUUGUUCGAGCUUCGCCAGCACACCUCGCUGCCGUCUCCGCCGCCUACCGCAGCUUCUCGUUCUCGACGCUCAUGGCGGCGCUCCGUGACGAGAUCGACCCGCCGCUGCUGGACCUCCUCGCGGCGCUGCUGGAUCCUGUAAGCGCGUGCGCGGCGCUGGUCCGCUACGCGCUGGACACCAUCAGGAACGACGGCGGCGCGCUGUUCGCCUUCCUGGCCACCCGGGCGCCACGCCCACUCCGCACUGCACUCCGCCCGGUCUUUCUGGAGCGGUUCUACCUUCCGCUGCCGCGCGUGGUGUCUAGCGCGGUAGCCAACACGGCGCAGGCGGCGGUCGAGGCGCUGGUGGCGGCCGAGCCCGAGGUGGACGAGGCGGCUCAGGCGCUGCGCAAGCGCCUGGGCCAGCUCCAUGUGAACGAUGGCAAGGCCGUGGCGGCACUGGCGUCGCUGCCACGCUUUGUCCGGCUCGGGCUGGCUCUCGGCUACCGGCGAUCGUACGGAGUGGCGCUGGCGACGGCGCUGAAGCAGCGGCUGGGGACACGGACGGCGGCGGUGACGGCGGCGGCGCUGCUGCCACGGCCGAUAGCGGCAGCCAACGCGCUGCACCAAUUGAUCACCGAGGCCCGCGGCUCCAAGCACGCUGCCACUGCGUCGAUCCUUGUGGUCUGCACCCUCCCACACAACGACGUGCUCGCUGCGGCGCGGGCGUACCGGCGGACAUACGGCAGCGAGCUGCUGAGCGAGCUCGCGCGGUUCUUGCCCAAGCCACUGGUGGCAGGCCUCCGCGCCGUGGCCGACGCUGCCCUGCUGGACGUCUUCUCGGCGGCAAGCGCGGGCCGCUCGGACGAUCUCAUGGCGUCGGCGGCGGUGCUCCCGUUGGAGGCCGCGGUGGCCGAGGUGGAAGCGCUGAGCGCGUCCGGCAGGAGCAGCGCCGUGCUUGGUGCUGACGGCAUUCUCGUCCCGCCGCUCUACGCCAUGGUUGUCCACGCAGCCGCCAGGCGUGAGGUCGUCACCGACGCCAUCCGACCGGUCCUGCCGGCUGUCGCGUCCGUGGCGCCGCUAGUGGCGCAGCUGGUGGAGGCGCUGGUGGACCCGGUGGCGUAUGUGGGCAGCGCCGUCGUCGCCGUCGUCACGCGCAACGUGGUCAAGCGAUGGUGGAAGCGACUCGACGGCCGAAUUGGCUGA